Hippocampus comes (tiger tail seahorse) is the source of this 1586-nucleotide messenger RNA. RefSeq names its product NAD(P)H dehydrogenase, quinone 1 (gene nqo1). Gene Ontology annotation, cellular component: cytosol. Gene Ontology annotation, molecular function: NAD(P)H dehydrogenase (quinone) activity. The record is from RefSeq and is a predicted model, not a curated record. NCBI's taxonomy places the organism in Eukaryota, Metazoa, Chordata, Actinopteri, Syngnathiformes, Syngnathidae. Bases 563 to 1537 code for a protein of 324 amino acids. The transcript is spliced from 6 exons.
UAAAAGUGCUCAAUAGGGGAAACACUUGAUACAGUAGAAUGCUGCAGUAUGGCCAAACGAAAAGCAGUUAGUCUGUCUUUUCACACAGAAACUAAUGACUGGUGACAUUAUAGAAGUGGACUUGACUGAAUUACUUCAACUUUGGCAAACCAUUCACUUUUACUUCUAAGAAAGUGAAAUUAAGUCGGAUUAAAGUGUUUUGGGCCACAUGACUGUUGAAUGUCUGUCGGAUAAUCCCUUUAUAAGUGUCCCAUACAUUCUUUUCCAGGCCAAAUGAAUUCCAAUCUUAUUCACCUGCACCAGUGACUCCACAGCUUGACUAAAUUGCACACGCACGCACACUUUAGUCUCCUCCCUUAGGAAAGAAAAAAAAACGAAACCGGUCUUGCAGUGUGCCAACAGUUUUUUUUUUUUCUUGCAUGUGUGUGUAGUUGCAAGUCUGGGAUACUUUUGCUCCAUCUCACGUCCAAUCUAAAGCUGUGUCUCACGCAAAGAGCGCUACAGUGUGUAUAAAAGCAGCAAGAAGCUGACCUACGGUGCAAAUUGAUCCAGCAGACACAGCAUGGAAGCGGCCCCCGAGGAGGCGAAGUUAGAAGAUGAACAGCAGCAAGCUACAGAGGACUGUCUGGUCCUUGAAACAGAACAAGUUGAACCUCAAAAAACGGUCCUGAUCGUGUACGCCCACCAGAGCUUGGGCUCAUUCAACGAAGCAGUCCGGGACGAGGCUACUAAGGAGCUUUCAAAGCAAGGCUACCGGGUCAUCGUGUCUGACCUGUAUGCUAUGAACUUCAAAGCCAGCGCCACAAAGAGUGAUAUAAUUGGUGAUUUGAAGAACUCAGAGCUUUUCCAGUAUGGAGAGGAGACUAUGCAUGCCUGGAGGGAGGGUUGCCUAAGUGAAGACAUUAUGGCCGAACAACGUAAAGUAAAAGAGGCUGAGCUCAUCAUCUUCCAGUUUCCUUUAUACUGGUUCAGUGUACCUGCCAUCAUGAAGGGAUGGAUGGACCGAGUGCUGACUCAGGGCUUUGCUUUCUCCCUGGAAAAGAUGUACAACAACGGUAUUUUCAAGGAUAAGAAAGCGAUGUUAUCCUUUACAACUGGAGCAAUAGAAUCAAUGUUUCGCCCCGAUGGCAUCAAUGGAGACAUUAACGUCACACUGUGGCCUCUUCAGAAUGGCACUCUGCACUUCUGUGGAUUUCAGGUCCUUGCUCCUCAGAUUUUCUGGAGUCCAGCUCACUGUCCUGCUGAAGUGCGAACUGCAAUGCUAAAACAGUGGCGUGAGCGUCUCAAAGGACUGCUGGCUGAAAAGUGUCUGACUUUUGCCCCUUGUGAAUGGUUUGGCCUCAGCUUUGAAAAGGGGUUCUUGCUCCAGCCAGAGGUGAAGGAGGAGCAGAAGUCCAAUGCCUACGGGAUCACCACAGGGCACCAUCUUGGCAAAUUACUUCCCCCUGACAACCAGACCAAAGCACAGCUCACAGAUGAGGAGCUUGUCAGUAACCGCCUUCACACACAGAUGGCUGUAACUACACACAUAAUGUGAUUGCAAAACAGAGUACCAGAAUCACCCUAAUCAAUUUACUGAACUGUUA